Ogataea philodendri is the source of this 939-nucleotide messenger RNA. RefSeq lists its product as uncharacterized. NCBI's taxonomy places the organism in Eukaryota, Fungi, Ascomycota, Pichiomycetes, Pichiales, Pichiaceae. The record is from RefSeq and is a predicted model, not a curated record. Bases 1 to 939 code for a protein of 312 amino acids. The transcript has 3 exons.
AUGGGUGGGCCCCCGUUGGACCGCAGUUUGGCUGCAACAAGUCUACCGGACUUCCAGGAGCCGGCUUCGAUCAGCUGGGGCAACGAGAGCUCGUAUUUUGUUCCGGUAACGUCCAGUUUAUCGUUCACCAGCGACAAAAUGUGGUCGAGUAGCACAAUGGUUGAAGAUCUCCACUCGACAAUGAGGUCGUCGUCCGGCGUGUACAGCGGGAUGGUUGAGCUAAGACCCUGUUUGAUAGAAAAGUCGAUUCCUUGUUUCAGUUUCGACUCUUUCACUUUCAAUACUCCAAAGUCCACAAACAGGCCCCCGUUACGCUUGUGGAAGGUGACCACUUUGGCGGACUCGGGAGCCUUAUCGCCAUAUUUUUCGUGUGCUUCCUGGAUCUUGCUCUGCAGGUACCAGGAGUCGCCGAUACACUUGCCGUCGACCUUGAUACGACCUUCUGUUGGCCAGAUCGGGUUGAGUCCCUCCAUGAGACACUUCCAUAGAACAGGCAGGUCGAUUGUGUUGUCAGUUGACUUGGUCUUGACGAAGUCCACCAAAUUGCCUGGUCGAGCGUCUUCACCAAAGAUGGUGCUAUUUUCCACGAGAGUGGUUCCCAACUUGUUGAGAAGCUUGAGACGGCCUUCAAACCCAGAGAUUGGGUUCGUCUCCGACACUUGCAGGCCGUCCUUGAGUUCCUGGGCGGAUAGCUUGGCGAGUUUGGCCCCGUUGACCACAAAACUCUCGUUUGUGGGGAAAGACGACUUGAUAGUGGAGACGACAAAAUCAACCGUUUCCGACAGCUUGGACAGGUCCACGUCGAAGUUGGUGAGCUUGUUAUCAAACAGCAGCGUCUUGGUCGACGAAUUGGUCUCUCGAACCGACUCGAUCGAAAGCAAAUACUCGGUAGAAACAGCCAUAAAACAGCAGGUCCUCGAGUCCAAUAUUUAUAGAUAG